Messenger RNA from Neltuma alba, 1906 nucleotides. RefSeq lists its product as uncharacterized. The record is from RefSeq and is a predicted model, not a curated record. Gene Ontology annotation, biological process: cell cycle; protein ubiquitination. Gene Ontology annotation, cellular component: plant-type vacuole membrane; endosome. NCBI's taxonomy places the organism in Eukaryota, Viridiplantae, Streptophyta, Magnoliopsida, Fabales, Fabaceae. Bases 1 to 1827 code for a protein of 608 amino acids. The transcript is spliced from 12 exons. Gene Ontology annotation, molecular function: nucleic acid binding; RNA-DNA hybrid ribonuclease activity; ubiquitin protein ligase activity.
AUGAUCAUGGAAGGUUCUAAGGGUAGAUGGAUCCGUACUUUCCAAUGGUAUGAGCGGCUGCGGGAUGUUAUCAAAGAUGAAGCUGGAAGAUGGCUUUUCGAAUUUAACAGCAAAUUUUCAGCGGUUCCCUCAGUUAUGGCCGAGCUGAUAGCCAUCAUUCAGGGACUAAACCUCUGCUGGUCAAAGGGGUACAGAAACGUUGUGUAUUCAGAUUGUCUUGAAGCCACAGACUUUCGUACCAAGGGUACUGAUUGUAAUUACCUUUUUAUAGAUCUAGUAGAUGUUCGGGUGUUUGGCACCCUCAAAGGGAUUGACAGUUCCUUUCACAUUUUCUAUUCUUCAACUCUCAACACCGACGUUGUUCGCUUCAGUGAUUCAAUAGACAACAAAAUCGUCAUCGCCACUUAUUCCAAUUCCAUCCUCUCUUCUGCUCUCUCCUCAAAGUUUCAGCCCCAAACUAUACUCAUUUCUCUAAUGGAAGAUGCGCCUUCUUCUUCUUCACCUUCAACUUCUCAGCUUCAAGCGGAGGAAGCUAAUCCUGACUCUGACAACUCAAAUGAACAGAAUCAUCAACCACUUCAUUCUUUGUUUUAUAGGGUUGACAUUUCCAUGGCCAAUCCACAUCUUGCUUCUAUCAGGGAUGAUGUCUGGUCUUGCCUCAUCAUUCUCGUCACUCUCUGGUUGGUCGCAACAAUGGGUCUGGUUCUGGGGAUUUAUGGAACAACAACGUUGGAAUUAGGUCCUUACUCCUCAGUUUUAGUACAAGUCAACUCAAUGUUUGUACAGUCUAUCAAGGUGGAACAAAUUGAUGAACCAAAACAUGGGAUAAUGCUAUAUGGAUUGGAUGAAGCACCUGCGCUUGAUGAUCUCAAAACCAAUUGGUCUGGGUCAUAUAAUGGAUCUGUACCACACAAUUUUUACAAGGAAUGGAUAUUCUACCUCAACAAACAGUCUCAGUUAGAUAUCUUUUACAAUGUUAAGUCCCCAAGAUUUUCACAUUUGUCUCUUGUUAUUGCUCAAGGUAGAGAAGAGCUUUAUGGGUGGAUAGAGAAGCCCACGUUUCCUAACAGAACAUUAUAUUGGAAUAUUAUUUAUGGUAAGAACAAGAUCAGCCAGAAAAUAUCAGAUCCAUUUUCUUAUUAUGUAGGACUUGGUAACUUAAACUCUGAAGAUGUGGAGGUAGAAUUGAAGUUCAGUGUGAGGUCAGUUCAGUAUAAUACAAGCAGUGCAAGCAGCAGAUGUUCACCAGAUAGCAGUUUGUGUAGAUUAGAUCUUUAUCUCUCACAGCCUGGUUCUUUAGUAUUGACUACUCCACCUCCUUCACAGGGAAAUUUUGAGGAAGAAUGGUUUCAUGUGAAACUGUCCUAUGCACCAAGGUGGAUCACUUACUUUGUAGCAUCAGGUAUGAUGACUGCACUGAUCUUCUUGCUCUUGAGAUGCUGCAAUGUGUUCCAAAGAUAUGGGUCAUCAAACAUGGAAAGCUUCCAACAAGUUCGUGUAGUUUCAGAAAGAGCUCCAUUGCUGGCUAGCAUCAGGAACGACGGCGUUUCGAGCUUGGGUUCAUCUUAUGAGUCUUUCACUAGUGAGGAAGAAGAUCUCACAGAGUGGCUUAAAGGGAAGCCAUUGAUGAAGGAAGGAGAAGGUGAUAAUAAUAGUAUGAAGCAUUUGUGUGUGAUUUGUUUUGAUGCUUCAAGGGAUUGCUUCUUUCUUCCAUGUGGCCAUUCUGCAGCCUGCUUUCAUUGCGGAACAAGGGUUGUUGAUGAAGCCAGUCCUUGUCCUAUAUGCAGAAGGAAAAUUAAGAAAGUACGAAAAAUUUUUACGGUUUGAUUAAAAUCUUCUGUAUAUAAAUGUACAUUGUACCAAUAUUAAUUAUAAAAUUGAAAGGUUGGAUUUGCGGCUUACUUAA